Messenger RNA from Spirodela intermedia, 729 nucleotides. NCBI's taxonomy places the organism in Eukaryota, Viridiplantae, Streptophyta, Magnoliopsida, Alismatales, Araceae. The record is from the annotation of a GenBank genome assembly.
AUGGCCACCAUCUUCUCCCCCUCCGCCGCCCUCUUCUCCGCCGCCGCCGCGGCCUCCCCUUCUUCAAACUCCCCCAAAAUUAUCGCCAAGCCCCCACAACCCCCUUCCCUCCACUCAAAGGCUCUCCCCUCGGCUCUCACCGCAGCCGCCGCCGCAGCGGUGAUCCUCUCCUCCGCAGUGCCCUCUCCGCCAGUUGCCCUCGCGGAGGCGGCGGCCUUCCGUCUCUACUACGGCACCGCCGCCAGCGCGGCCAAUUACGGAAGCUUCGGGGGGAGCGCCAACAAGAAGGACGCCGCUGAGUACAUCUACGAGGUCCCCGACGGGUGGAAGGAGAGGCCUGUCUCCAAGGUGGAGAAGGGCACCAAUGGCACCGACAGCGAGUUCUACAAUCCCAAGAAGAAGUCGGAGAAGGUGUACCUCACCUUCCUCUCCGGGUUCAAAAGCCUCGCCCCCGUCGACGCCGUGCUCAACAAUCUCGCCCUCUCGGACGUCGACCUGCAGGAUCUGAUCAGCUCCGCUGACAGCGUCCGCUCGGAAGAGCGCCGGAACGAGACCGGGCAGGUCUACUACGUCUACGAGAUCGAUGGUGCUGGUGGAGCUCACAGCCUCAUCUCCGUCACCUGCGCCCGCAACAAGCUCUACGCACACUUUGUCAACGCCCCGAAGCCCGAGUGGGAUCGCGACGAGCCCAUGCUCCGGCACAUCCACGAGUCCUUCACCACCGUCUGA